CCCCCGGCCCAGCGGCAGCGCGUGACGCUAGGCGCUGGGAUCCGGCGGCCACAGCGGGCGGGCUGCGGGGUCAGCAUGGCGGCGGCUGCGGGGACCUCGGCAGGGCCUGGGGCGCCCGAGCCGAUGCCGAGCUACGCACAGCUGGUGACGCGGGGCUGGGGCAGCGCGCUGGCGGCGGCGCGGGGCUGCGCGGACUGCGGCUGGGGACUGGCGCGCCGCGGCCUGGCCGAGCACGCGCACCUGGCGCCGCCCGAGCUGCUGCUGCUGGCGCUGUGUGCUCUCGGCUGGACCGCGCUGCGCUCCGCAGCCACCGCGCGCCUCUUUCGGCCCCUGGCCAAACGGUGCCACCUUCUGCCCCGCGAUGCUGCCAAGAUGCCAGAGAGCGCCUGGAAGUUUCUUGUCUACCUGGGCUGCUGGAGCUACAGUGCCUACCUGCUCCUGGGCACCGACUACCCCUUCUUCCACGACCCGCCCUCCGUCUUCUAUGAUUGGACGCCAGGCGCGGCGGUGCCCCGGGACAUUGCAGCCUGCUACCUGCUGCAGGGCGGCUUCUACGGCCACUCCGUCUACGCCACGCUCUACAUGGACACCUGGCGCAGGGACUCCGUGGUCAUGCUCAUUCACCACGUGGUCACACUGGCCCUCAUCGUCUGCUCCUACGCCUUCCGGUACCACAACGUGGGCAUCCUCGUGUUCUUCCUGCACGACCUCAAUGACGUGCAGCUGGAGUUCACCAAGAUCAACACCUACUUCCGGGCAGCGGGUGGCACCCACCGUCGGUUGCACGCGCUGCUCAGUGACCUGGGCUGCCUGUGCUUCUGCGUCAGCUGGUUCUGGUUCCGGCUGUACUGGUUCCCACUCAAGGUCCUGUAUGCCACACUGCACACCAGCCUCAUCUCGGUGCCUGACAUCCCCUUCUACUUCUUCUUCAACACGCUCCUGCUGCUGCUCACCGCCAUGAACUUGUACUGGUUCCUGUACAUCAUGGCGCUGGCGGUCAAGGUGCUGACGGGCCAGAUGCGCGAGCUGAGCGACCUGCGGGAGUACGACUGCGCCGAAGCCCACAGCCCCAAGCCCAGCAAAGCUGAGAAGCGGCUGCAGAACGGCCUGGUGAAAGAGAAGCGCCUCUGAACCCCUUGACCCAGCCCCACCUCCCAGAAGCUGGCCCCGCCCCGCCCCGCCCCGCCCCAAG
Molecule: messenger RNA, 1192 nt
Organism: Octodon degus (degu)
Lineage: Eukaryota; Metazoa; Chordata; Mammalia; Rodentia; Octodontidae
Gene: Cers1
Product: ceramide synthase 1
Exons: 7
Coding region: 76-1131 (351 amino acids)
Biological process (GO): ceramide biosynthetic process
Cellular component (GO): membrane
Molecular function (GO): sphingosine N-acyltransferase activity
Source: RefSeq, a predicted model, not a curated record